This is a messenger RNA of Fusarium keratoplasticum, 3786 nucleotides long. Its product is annotated as DNA-directed RNA polymerase II subunit RPB2. Gene Ontology annotation, biological process: DNA-templated transcription. NCBI's taxonomy places the organism in Eukaryota, Fungi, Ascomycota, Sordariomycetes, Hypocreales, Nectriaceae. The record is from RefSeq and is a predicted model, not a curated record. The transcript has 3 exons. The coding region runs from base 1 to 3786 and encodes 1261 amino acids. Gene Ontology annotation, cellular component: RNA polymerase II, core complex. Gene Ontology annotation, molecular function: DNA binding; ribonucleoside binding; DNA-directed RNA polymerase activity.
AUGGCUGACUACGAGGAGGAGCUUUCCGAUUAUGACAACUACGACGACCAGGAGGAGGGCAUCACCCCCGAAGAUUGUUGGACCGUCAUUUCAUCCUUCUUCGAAUCCAAGGGUCUCGUAUCGCAGCAGACAGACUCUUUCGACGAGUUUACGCAAACGACCAUUCAGGAUCUCGUCAAUGAGUAUUCUGUCAUCUCCCUAGACCAGCCUAACCCUCCUUCGCCUCCUGGAGUGUCGAUCGCCUUGCGCCGAUAUGAGAUCAAGUUCGGAAGUGUCAUGGUCUCGCGACCGACCAUCAGCGAGACUGACGGAACCGUUACCUCGCUGCUACCUUACGAAUGCCGUGACCGAAACCUGACCUACGCGAGUCCCCUCUAUAUUAAGAUUACUAAGAAGGUGUCCGUGGCCGUCGAGAAGGAGGUUCCUCUGCACGAGAUGGACGAGGAUCAGCAGGCAGAGUACAAGCGAACUGGUGAAAACCCCACCAAGCUCAUCUGGGAGCUCGAAGAGAGUGGCGACGAUGAAGGAAAGGCCGACGACAGUUGGAAGGAUAUGGUCUUUGUCGGCAAGCUUCCUAUCAUGGUCAAGUCCAAGAUCUGCCACUUGAGCAGCGAGCACGAUGACAACCUCUUCCUUGUUAACGAGUGUCCAUACGACCAGGGUGGAUACUUUGUUAUCAACGGCAGUGAAAAGGUACUCAUUGCUCAGGAACGAUCUGCUGCCAACAUCGUCCAAGUCUUCAAGAAGGCCCAGCCCAGUCCUUACACAUACACUGCCGAGAUUCGAAGUGCGCUUGAGAAGGGUUCACGUCUGAUCUCGAGUAUGAUGCUGAAGCUCUAUGGCAAGGGAGACUCUGCACGAGGAGGUUUCGGUCAGACCAUUCACACCACCCUGCCAUUCGUCAAGGCAGAUCUUCCUGUUGCCAUCGUCUUCCGAGCUCUUGGUGUUGUUUCCGACGAGGAUAUUCUCAACCACAUCUGCUACGAUCGAACCGACAGUCAGAUGCUGGAGAUGUUGCGUCCCUGUAUCGAGGAGGCCUUCUGUGUUCAGGAUCGAGAGGUUGCGCUCGACUUUAUCGGAAAGCGUGGAAACCGUGACCAGGCUGGUCUCGGCCGUGAGAAGCGUGUGCGUGUCGCCAAGGACAUUCUCCAGAAGGAGACCCUGCCACACAUUUCCCAGUCGGAGGGUAGCGAGACCCGCAAGGCUUUCUUCCUAGGUUACAUGGUGCACAAGCUUCUGCAGUGUGCCCUGGGCCGUCGUGAGCCCGAUGAUCGUGAUCACUUUGGAAAGAAGCGCUUGGAUCUUGCUGGUCCUCUGCUGGCCAAGCUUUUCCGUGGUAUUGUCCGAAGGAUGAAUACGGAGCUUUCCAACUACCUCAAGCGAUGUGUUGAAGGCAACAGACACUUCAACUUGGCUGUCGGUAUCAAGCCCGGAACCCUGUCUAACGGUUUGAAGUACUCGCUGGCUACCGGAAACUGGGGAGACCAGAAGAAGGCUGCAAGCUCCACUGCUGGUGUCUCUCAGGUGUUGAACAGAUACACCUUUGCAUCCACUCUUUCACAUUUGCGACGAACCAACACCCCUAUUGGACGAGACGGAAAGCUCGCCAAGCCCCGUCAGCUACACAACACCCAUUGGGGUCUGGUCUGUCCAGCCGAGACGCCUGAGGGUCAGGCUUGUGGUCUGGUCAAGAACUUGUCCCUGAUGUGCUACGUCAGUGUCGGCUCUCCCUCUGAACCUCUGAUUGAGUUCAUGAUCAACCGAGGUAUGGAAGUCGUGGAAGAGUACGAGCCCCUGAGAUACCCGCAUGCUACCAAGAUCUUUGUCAAUGGUGUCUGGUGCGGUGUUCACUCAGACCCCAAGCAUCUCGUCAGCCAGGUUCUGGACACACGACGAAAGUCGUACCUGCAGUAUGAGGUGUCGCUUGUUCGUGACAUUCGAGAUCGAGAGUUCAAGGUCUUCUCCGACGCUGGCCGAGUCAUGAGGCCGGUCUUUACGGUUCAGCAGGAGGAUGACCACGAGUCUGGUAUUGCCAAGGGAGCCUUGGUUCUGACCAAGGACCUUGUCAACAAGCUUGCUAAGGAGCAGGCGGAGCCACCAGAGGACCCAUCAAUGAAGAUUGGAUGGGAGGGUCUGAUCCGAGCCGGAACCAUCGAGUACCUCGAUGCUGAGGAAGAGGAGACGGCUAUGAUUUGCAUGACUCCUGAGGAUCUUGAUCUCUAUCGCAUGCAAAAGGCUGGUUACGUCGUAGAUGACGAUAACACGGACGACCCCAACAGGAGAUUGAAGACCAAGACGAACCCCACAACUCACAUGUACACUCAUUGUGAGAUUCACCCCAGUAUGAUUCUUGGCAUUUGUGCCAGUAUCAUUCCCUUCCCCGAUCACAACCAGUCACCCCGUAACACCUACCAAUCUGCCAUGGGUAAACAGGCCAUGGGCUUCUUCCUGACAAACUACUCUCGCCGUAUGGAUACCAUGGCCAACAUUCUUUACUACCCGCAAAAACCUCUGGCGACAACACGAUCCAUGGAGUUCCUCAAGUUCCGUGAACUGCCAGCCGGUCAGAACGCCAUUGUCGCUAUCGCUUGCUACUCUGGUUACAACCAGGAAGAUUCCGUCAUUAUGAACCAGAGUAGUAUCGAUCGAGGCUUGUUCCGCAGUCUGUUCUUCAGAUCCUACUCUGACCAGGAGAAGAAGGUCGGUCUGAACUACACGGAAGUAUUCGAGAAGCCCUUCCAGCAGUCGACGCUUCGUAUGAAGCACGGUACCUACGACAAGCUGGACGAGGAUGGUAUCGUGGCUCCCGGUGUGCGCGUGUCAGGUGAAGAUAUCAUCAUCGGCAAGACUGCGCCGAUUGAUCAAGAGAACCAGGAUCUGGGUACCAGGACAACGGUGCACCAGCGCCGUGAUAUCUCCACGCCGCUGCGAAGUACCGAGAACGGUAUCGUCGAUUCGGUCAUUGUGACUGUCAAUGCCGACAACGUCAAGUACGUCAAGGUCCGUGUGAGGACGACCAAGAUUCCUCAGAUUGGUGACAAGUUUGCCUCUCGUCACGGACAGAAGGGUACCAUUGGUGUCACCUACCGACAGGAGGAUAUGCCCUUUACCAGGGAGGGUGUGACACCAGACAUUAUCAUUAACCCCCACGCCAUUCCGUCGCGAAUGACAAUUGCACAUUUGAUUGAAUGCCUCCUCAGUAAGGUGUCAACACUCGAAGGCAUGGAGGGUGAUGCAACACCUUUCACCGAUGUCACUGUCGACUCCGUUUCGGAGCUGCUUCGAAAGCACGGCUACCAGUCUCGAGGUUUCGAGAUCAUGUACAACGGUCAUACUGGACGCAAGCUUCGAGCGCAGGUGUUCUUCGGACCUACCUACUACCAGCGACUCCGUCACAUGGUGGACGACAAGAUCCACGCCCGAGCUCGUGGUCCCGUUCAGAUCAUGACUCGACAGCCCGUCGAAGGUCGUGCCCGAGAUGGUGGUCUGCGAUUCGGAGAAAUGGAACGUGAUUGUAUGAUUGCCCACGGAGCAGCCGCUUUCCUGAAGGAGCGUCUGUUUGAAGUUUCGGAUGCCUUCAGAGUCCACGUCUGCGAGGUUUGUGGACUCAUGACACCGAUUGCCAACCUUUCCAAGCAGUCGUUCGAAUGCCGACCUUGCAAGAACAAGACCAAGAUUGCGCAGAUCCAUAUUCCUUACGCUGCCAAACUGCUCUUCCAGGAGCUGCAGUCUAUGAACAUCGCGGCAAGAAUGUUUACCAGCCGCUCCGGAGUUUCAAUUCGUUAA